Molecule: messenger RNA, 3824 nt
Organism: Durio zibethinus
Lineage: Eukaryota; Viridiplantae; Streptophyta; Magnoliopsida; Malvales; Malvaceae
Product: protein WEAK CHLOROPLAST MOVEMENT UNDER BLUE LIGHT 1-like
Biological process (GO): chloroplast avoidance movement; chloroplast accumulation movement
Cellular component (GO): cytosol
Source: RefSeq, a predicted model, not a curated record
CUCCCAAGCUGCCCUUUCCUUUUUAGCCAAUGAUUACCCCUUCUUUCUUUCUUUCUUUCCUUCUUUCUUUCUUAUGCUACUGCCACUGCAAAGAACUUUCUCUUCCACGCAAAAUCAACAACAACAUCGGGAUUCAUGUUUUUCUGGUUUCGAUUUUUAUCAACGUUCCUGAUUUGAUUUCGUCGAUAACUUUUUAGGCCUCACUCUCCAACGCUAGCUUGAGGGGCUUUUCCGUCAUUCUUUCUCCUCUCUCCUCUCUGCUUCCCUCGUCACGUCAAUGAUGUUGCUAGACACAUGACUUUCCCUUAAUUUUAGAAUAAAGCAAUCUCUAAUUUUUUCUAAAAGCCAGCUGAGUUGAGCUAAGCCAUCGAAGCCUUUCAGCCUUAGCCACAAAUUGUGGUCAAAACUCAAAACAACUUUUUUUUUUUUUUGCCCUUUUUGCUCAUCCUAGAUGAGAUUCCCUUAAACAAAGCACAAUUAUUAUCCUUUUGUUUUCACAUUUUAUUUUCCACUUCAGAAUUCAAAAAUAAAAAGAUAAAGACAACAAAAAAAACGAAAAAAAAAACAAGAAAGAGAGUACAGAUGGAUCUGGUCUGUAAGAAGAGAAAUCAUUAAUAAGCACUUCAUUUCCGCUUUUCGUCUCUUUGUUUCUGGUUAACCUGGACACUUUGGUGGGACUCCUUGCUGUUUUCUCAUAUGGAGAAUGUAAAAGCAGAGGAGAUACAUCAUUCAGAAUCUUCUUUAUCUUAUAUAGAUACUGACCAUAAUUCUCGUGAAGUUCCAACAAUUUCCAUUACAAAUGGAACAAAACAACCUGACAGUCAUUUGUCAGUAAUGGAAAGUUCCAAACCAGCCUUUUUACAAAAUGCUUCUGAUGACCCAAUUAGAGGACAAUACCAUAUAACAGAUACUGCAACUUCAACUUCAUCUGUUGUCAUUGAUCAAACUGAGACAGAUCAUCAGGGUAGACUGAUGGAAGGUUCUAGGACUGGGGGAAUACAUGACAGUUCUGAUGAACAGCUAUCUCAAAAUACUGGUUCUGUUGGUAUUUCACAUAUUCAUACUGAGGACAUGAUUGUUCCUCCUGCUUCUAACCCAAAGGUUGGAGAUCCUGAUGACCAUGCACGACCACUCAGUGAGCGUUCUUUACCCCCUAUAGAUGUCACCAGGGUUUCUGUUGGAUCUAUACAUGGUGUUUCUGAUGUUCAGCAAUCUCAAGAAGCCGGUUCUACUGUCAGUUCUUCUGUUGUCGAUGGUGACAAUGACAUGAUUUUGCCUUCUGCUUCCUCCCAUGAAGUGAAAUCAGGUGACCUUACCUUGCCCCUUCCUAAAGUUGGCAUCAUUGCUGUUGGAUCCAUUCAAGAUACUUCAUCCUCUCCCAAGGUCAUUGACUCUAAGGCAGGAGUUGCUAAAAAUGGGAAUCAUGUAGCCCAAAUCAAUGAUCUUAUUCUGCCUCGUCAAAAGAUUAUCAGUUCUACCGUUGAUUCCCCAAAAUCUGUUAGUCCUACACAGACAGAGAAAGUUGAUUUAAAUAGAGGUCUUAUUGAUACGGCUGCACCUUUCGAAUCUGUUAAAGAAGCUGUUUCCUUGUUUGGAGGAAUUGUUGAUUGGAAAGCUCAUAAAAUGCAAACUGUGGAGAGACGCAAGCUUGUGGAACAAGAGCUUAAGAAAGUUCAGGAGGAAAUGCCUGAAUAUAAGAAACGGUCAGAGGAUGCUGAAGAGGCAAAAAUGCAAGUAUUAAAGGAGCUGGACAGCACAAAGAGACUUAUAGAAGAACUAAAGCUAAGCCUGGAGAGAGCACAAACUGAAGAGAAUCAGGCAAAACAAGACUCUGAACUUGCCAAGCUCAGGGUGGAGGAGAUGGAACAAGGGAUUGCUGAUGAGGCUAGUGUUGCAGCAAAGGCACAGCUUGAGGUUGCUAAAGCCAGGCACGCAGCUGCAGUUUCAGAGCUGAAAUCUGUUAAAGAAGAGUUGGAAGCAUUACGAAAGGAAUACACUUCUUUGAUGACUGAGCGAGAUGUAGCUGUUAAGAAAGCAGAAGAGGCUGCUUCUGCUUCGAAAGAGGUUGAGAAGACUGUGGAAGAUUUGACUAUUGAGCUGAUUGCCACAAAGGAGUCCUUAGAGUCUGCACAUGCUGCCCAUUUGGAGGCAGAAGAGAAAAAGAUUGGAGCAGCCAUGGCCCGAGACCAAGAUACUCACCAUUGGGAAAAGGAACUAAAACAGGCUGAAGAGGAGCUCCAGAAACUCAAUCAGCAAAUCCAUUCAGCAAAGGAUCUGAAAUCAAAGCUAGACACUGCUUCUGCCCUGCUAUUUGAUUUGAAAGCUGAAUUAGCCGCUUAUAUGGAAUCUAAACUUAAGGAGGGAAAUAAUGGACAUUCCAUUGAUGAGUCACAGACGUCAAGGAAAAGAACUCACACUGAUAUUCAAGCUGCGAUUGCUUCAGCAAAGAAGGAACUUGAAGAAGUGAAGCUCGAUAUAGAAAAAGCAACUGCAGAAGUGGAUUGUCUGAAGGUGGCUGCUAUUUCAUUAAAAUCAGAGCUUGAAAAGGAAAACUCUGCUCUUGCCACCAUUAAGCAGAGAGAAGGCAUGGCAUCGAUUGCUGUUGCUUCUCUGGAAGCUGAGCUGGACAAUACUCGGUCAGAAAUAGCUGUAGUCCAAAUGAAGGAAAAAGAGGCCAGAGAGAAAAUGGUGGAGCUGCCCAAACAACUGCAGCAGGCAGCAAAAGAGGCUGAUGAGGCCAAGUCACUUGCUCAAUUGGCUCGUGAAGAGCUGCGCAAAGCAAAGGAAGAGGCAGAGCAAGCAAAGGCUGGAGCAAGUACCAUGGAGAGUAGAUUACUUGCAGCUCAAAAGGAGAUAGAGGCGACCAAGGCUUCAGAGAAGUUAGCUUUAGCUGCUAUCAAAGCGUUGCAAGAGAGUGAAUCAGCUCAAAGCACCGAUGAUGUGGAUUCACCAGCUGGUGUAACGCUUUCCUUAGGGGAGUACUAUGACCUCAGUAAACGUGCACAUGAGGCAGAGGAACAGGCCAACAUGAGGGUGGCAGCUGCCAUUUCUCAAAUUGAGGUAGCUAAGCAAUCCGAGUCAAGAAGCUUGGAAAAACUGGAAGAAGUAAAUCGAGAGAUGGCUGAAAGAAAGGAAGCACUAAAAAUUGCUAUGGAGAAGGCUGAGAAGGCCAAGGAAGGGAAAUUAGGUGUAGAACAGGAAUUGAGAAAGUGGAGAGCUGAACAUGAGCAGCGGCGAAAGGCUACUGAAUUGAAUCAUGGAGGAAACCCUCCAGGAGAAAGUAUCGAGGGAAAGAAAGAAACGAUGAACUUUGAACCUGUACCCGCUGCUCCUGCUGCCUCUGUAGCAAGCCCGAAGGCAAAUGUCGAUGUGAAUAACAAAGAAACUGAAUCAUCCCCGGAACCAAAGGUUGUAAAGAAAAAGAAAAAGUCACUGUUCCCAAAGAUUUUCAUGUUUUUGUCCAGAAAGAAAUCAAAUUCAUCCAAGCCCGCGUAAGUAAGUAGUCAAUGAAGUGCUGUGUUAUCUUUGCUGUUGUGAAUUUACCUUCCUUUUAUCUGGGUUGUCACAGCUGCCAUAAAUGUUCGAUAAGUUUCGACAGAUUUUUACUCGACUGUAAAUUCUAGUGAUUAUUUGAUGUAUGAUAAAUUUGAGAAUAUAUUGUUGCUUACUGUAUCAUGUAUGGCUGGAGGAUCCGGAGGAAGUAAUAAAGAUUGUUCUGUCUGUAUAGGCUGAGACGCUUGGACCAACUCUUGUAGAAGUGAUGUAAGUUUGUUAUGAAUGAAAGAAUCUGGUUUUCUUAAGUUUGCGUUAUUCAUAUUAUAUUU